ACCCUCUCUCUCUCUCUCUCUCUCUCUCUCGCUCUCUUUGAGAUGAACCGGGGCGAAGGAAAGGGUUGGGACAGGGUGGAAUAGCUGGAGGGAGGGAUGGCUGAAUAACGAGGAGAGAAACACCCACUCCGGACUGACCGAAUUGUUGUAUCCGGAGAGACGGAGUGAGAGAAAAGAAAGAGAAGGAGAGAAAAGAGGAACCCACUGGGAGGCAGCAGUCUUUGGUAUUCAGAGGAUUUUUUUUUUCCUUUGGGAAAUAAAAAAGGACGCUUUGAAUUGAUGAUUGGAGAGGUCUAGACGUCUGGCUAUGAGGAUGUUGUCAAUGGGACAGAUUAGCUGGUGUUUGUGGGCUCCACUGGUGUUACUGGCCAUAGUUUCCCAUGUCCCCACUAAUGCACAGGAUCAAGUUCCAUCUCCGAGGAGGCUGCGUUUCAAAGUGCUGAGCCCAGGCAAACUCCUUGUUUCAUGGAAGGAGCCAAAAGGAGACUUUGACAGCUAUCUAUUCCUCUACAACAGUAUGCCAGGUGGUCAGCAGAGAGAGAUCAUAGCAUCUAAAUCUGACACUAAGGUGUUGAUAACAGACUACAGCCCUUCUAAGGACUACAUCGUCAGUGUCAUCGCUGUGAGAGGCAAUGAGCAGAGCAGACCACUUCACGGCAGACAUAAAGCUGAAAGAGGUGAGAGUGACGAAGGACACAAGACCGAGCCCCAAAGGCUGCCUGAUUCAGUUGUACCUCCUGAGGAUGCCAAUGAGAUCUCUGGAGUGGAUCAGUUUGUGUGCCACACUGAGGCCAUCGCAGACAUUGUGAUCUUAGUGGACGGCUCCUGGAGUAUUGGUCGACUCAACUUCCGACUGGUUCGCAUGUUCUUGGAAAACCUUGUCAAUGCCUUUGAUGUUGGCAUCGAUAAAACGAGGAUAGGUCUGGCUCAGUACAGUGGUGAUCCCAGGAUAGAGUGGCAUCUCAAUGCUUUCUCCAGUAAAGAUGCCGUCAUCGAUGCCGUCAAGAAUCUGCCGUACAAAGGAGGAAACACUCUCACAGGCCUUGCUCUGACUUAUAUCAUGGAGAACUGUUUCAAGCCCGAAUCCGGCUCACGGCCUGGUGUACCCAAAAUUGGGAUCCUCAUCACGGACGGGAAGUCCCAGGAUGAUGUCAUACCACCUGCAGAGAGCCUGCAAAACGCCGGUGUUGAGCUGUUUGCUAUCGGUGUUAAGAAUGCUGAUGAGAACGAGUUACACUCCAUCGCCUCAGAGCCAGACAACACGCAUGUGUACAAUGUGGCUGACUUCAACAUCAUGAGCUCCAUAGUGGAGGGACUGACCAGAACAGUGUGCGAACAAGUGGAGCAGCAAGACAAAGACAUCAAGCAGAAACAGACACCAGAGACGACGGGAGCACCACUUGACCUGGUUACAUCAGAGGUGACGGCCCGAAGCUUUCGGGUUUCAUGGAGCCACGCCCCCGGAAAUGUAGAAAAAUACAGAGUGGUUUAUUAUCCUUCUCAGGGAGGAGAACCACAGGAGGUGGUAGUGGAGGGCGGUGAGACUUCAGCGGUGUUAGAGCAUCUCAGCUCUCUCACAGAAUACCAGGUGGCUGUGUUUGCUGUGUACGCAAACGAUGCAAGUGAAGCUCUGAGAGGAUCAGAAACAACCCUGGCUCUUCCCACAGUAACGGGCCUCCAGCUGUAUGAUGUGACUCAAAGCACCAUGAAAGCGAGAUGGGACAGUGUGGAUGGAGUCUCCGGCUACAUGCUGCUGUAUGCACCUCUUAAAGAAAGUGGAGACUUGGAUGAGAAGGAGAUCAAGUUAUCGGAUGCAGUGACAGAGAUAGAGCUGGGUGCGUUGGUCCCUCACACUGAAUACACCGUCACUGUUUAUGCAAUGUAUGGAGAAGAAGCUGGUGACCCUAUUACAAACCAGGAAACAACAUUACCAUUGAGUCCUCCCACCAACCUCCAGUUCUCUGACAUCACUCACAACUCCGCCCACAUCAGCUGGGACCCAGCGCCCAAAGGAGUUAAAGGUUACCGCAUCAUGUGGGUGAAGACAGACGGACUAACCACACAGGAGGUGGAGGUGGGAGUUAAGAACUCCUAUGACCUCAGCGAUUUGACGUCCCUGAUGGAGUAUGGAGUGGCUAUCUUCGCCCAGUAUGACGAGGGCGAAUCAGCUGCGCUCACAGACGCGUUCACUACCACUCCAGUCCCUGGUCCUUUGAAUCUGCGUUCCAGUGACGUGAGCACAGACAGCUUCCAGGUCAGCUGGGAUCACUCAGCCAAUGACAUCGUCCUUUACAGACUCUCCUGGGCACCAUUCACAGGUGGCGACACAAAAGAGGUGAUGUUGAGUGGAACUGAGAACAGAUACAACCUGAUCGCUCUGAGUCCAUCUACUGAGUAUGAAGUCAUGUUGACAGCCAUAUUCAAAGAUCAAUCAGAGAGUGACACCAUCUCCGUUAUAGAGACCACAUUGGCUGAGACAACAACGAUUGCUACCACGACUACAAUGGCGCGACAGGCUGUGAGAAACCUUCAGCUGAGUGACGAGACCACCCAGAGUUUAGAGGCAUCGUGGGAGCUGGAGGACCCCCAUGUGGAGAGCUACAGGGUCACCUAUGCUGGCCUCAGGGGCAACCACGAAGAAGAGUCUGUGUUACUUCCUGUCAGUCAGAGGAGAGCAGUCCUUCAACCUUUGUUAUCAGACACCCAGUACAAAGUGACAGUUACACCGGUGUACAGUGACGGACAAGACGGCAUCAGUGUCUCAGCCCGUGGUGCUACAUUGCCUCUCUUGUCUCCUGGAAACUUACGUGUGUCGGAAGAGUGGUACAACCGUUUCAGGGUGACCUGGGAUCCACCUCAGUCUCCUACAAUGGGUUACAGGAUCGUCUACCAGCCCAUCUACGUUCCAGGACCAAUUCUGGAGAGAACAGUGGGUGAAGAUGUGAACUCCAUGCUCCUCUUGAAUCUAUUAAGUGGGACUGAGUACAGUGUUCAAGUGACAGCUUCGUACCCUGCAGGUCAAAGUGAACCACUUCUAGUGAAUGCCAAGACAAUGUUCCUCGGGGUCUCUGGCUUGUCAACCUACCAGGUGCGAUACAAUAGCAUGUGUGUCCAAUGGCAGCCUCUUCUACAGGCCACAUUAUACAGAGUCUCCAUACAGUCUCCACUCAAUGGUCAGAAGCAGGAAGUGAGCCUGGGAGGUGGUGCAUCCCGACAGUGUUUCUAUGACCUCAGUCCGAGCAGCCAAUACCAGAUCAGCGUCCACACCCAGAUGCAAGGAAUGGAGGGACCUUCUGUCUCCAUAACUGACAUGACGCUGCCAGAGCCCACUCAAGCUCCAACUGAAGCCCCCACCACAGAGCCGCCUCCCACUAUCCCGCCUGCCAAAGAAGUUUGUAAGGAGGCCAAGGCUGACCUGGCGUUCCUGGUUGACGGUUCCUGGUCCAUCGGCGACGACAACUUCAUGAAGAUCACACGUUUCCUCUACAGCACCAUGGGAUCGCUGGAUCUGAUUGGACCAGAUGGCACCCAGGUGGCCAUUGCUCAGUUCAGUGACGACGCUCGGACAGAAUUUCAGCUGAGUUCCCAUGGCAACAAGGAAGCACUACUGGAAGCUAUUCAGAAGAUCAGAUACAAGGGCGGAAACACCAAGACAGGUCGGGCCAUCAAACAUGUGAAGGAGUCUAUUUUCACUGCAGAGGCUGGAGCCAGGAGGGGUGUUCCUAAGGUCCUGGUUGUUCUCACUGAUGGACGUUCACAAGAUGAUGUUAACAAAGUGUCCAAGGAGAUGCAGAUGGAUGGUUAUAUCAUCUUUGCCAUUGGCUUUGCUGAUGCAGACUAUGGGGAGCUGGUGAAUAUUGCCAGUAAGCCCAGCGAUAGGCAUGUCUUUUUUGUGGACGAUUUGGAUGCCGUGAAGAAAAUAGAAGAACAGCUCAUUACUUUUGUCUGUGAGGCUGCCACUGCCACUUGUCCAUCUGUUUUAAUGAGUGGUAACACAAUGGCAGGUUUUCGUAUGAUGGAGAAGUUUGGCCUUGUAGAGAAGGAGUAUGGCACCAUACCUGGAGUUUCUCUGGAGCCCGGUUCAUUCAACAGCUUCCCCUGUUACAGGUUACACCGUGACGCCCUGGUGUCACAGCCCACCAGGUACCUUCACCCUGAAGGGUUACCCUCUGACUACACCAUUUCUAUGAUGCUCCGCCUACUUCCCGAGACCCCGCAGGAGCCCUUUGCAUUGUGGGAAAUCCUCGACAAAGACAACGAGCCAUUGGUGGGACUGAUCCUGGAUAACUCUGGAAAGACAUUGACGUUCUUCAACAAUGACUACAAAGGAGAGUUCCAGACCGUCACCUUUGAAGGAAAUGAAAUCAAAAAAAUCUUCCAUGGAAGCUUCCACAAGCUCCAUGUAACCAUCAGCAAGACGACUGUGAAGGUGGUGUUAGAUUGUUCUGUGGUUGGGGAGAAGUCCAUCAGUGCAGCUGGGAACAUUACCACUGAUGGGGUGGAGAUUCUCGGGAGGAUGGUUCGGUACAGAGGCAGACGGGACAACUCUGCACCAUUUCAGCUCCAGAUGUUUGACAUCAUCUGCAGCACAUCCUGGGCCAGCAGAGAUAAGUGUUGCGAGCUCCCUGCGUUGAGAGUUGAGGAGCAGUGCCCUUCCAUGCCUCACGCCUGUACCUGCUCCCAGGACAGCAAAGGCCCUCCAGGACCUUCUGGACCCCCUGGAGGCCCAGGCGUAAGAGGAGCCAGAGGAGAGAGAGGAGAGCCAGGACUGACGGGACCCCAGGGGCCAGUAGGAGAGAUCGGCCCUCCUGGACCAUCAGGACCGCCUGGUCCACAAGGACCCAGUGGUCUCUCUAUUCAGGGGCCGCCGGGUGCUGCUGGAGCGAAGGGAGAGAGAGGAGCAAACGGUCCAGCUGGACAAAUGGGUGUUCCUGGAAGCACGGGCUCCCCUGGUAGAGACGGCCCCCCAGGAACAAGGGGUCUACCGGGUAAUAUUGGACCACAGGGACGACAAGGACCUCCUGGACCCAUUGGAACCCCAGGAGCACCAGGAGCUCCAGGAUCUGGCGGGUCAGCAGGGGCCCAAGGAGAUCAAGGACUUCCUGGUCCUGCUGGUACCAAAGGCGAUAAGGGAGAAAGAGGUGAUGUGCAAUCCCAAGCCGCUGUGCGCGCAAUCGCACGCCAAGUGUGUGAACAGCUCAUCCAAAGCCACUUGUCUCGCUAUAACUCCAUACUGAACCAGAUUCCCGUCCAGUCGUCAGUAUCAGUCCGAACAGUGCCCGGACCACCUGGAGAGCCGGGCAGGAGAGGCUCCCCAGGACCUCAAGGAGAGCAAGGGCCAUCCGGCAGGCCAGGCUUCCCUGGUAGCAAUGGCCAGAGCGGACGGCCAGGAGAGAGAGGUCUACCGGGAGAGAAGGGAGACAGGGGGAGUCCAGGCAUUGGGACUCAGGGACCUCGAGGACCACCAGGACCUCCAGGUCUGCCUGGUGAAGGACGAACAGGCAGCCAGGGCCCCCCUGGUCGGCCCGGUAACCCGGGAACACAGGGGAGGUCGGGGAAUCCAGGUUCCACGGGACCAGCUGGCCCACCAGGAUACUGUGACCAGAACUCCUGUCUGGGGUACAACGUUGGAGUCCAACCUCUGCCUCAUGGCGGCUACCAGCCGUACAACCAGCCAUACAACCCUGCUGCGCUGACUUACAACGACCAAGGAGGCGAAGAAGAGGAGGAUGAGGAGGGAGAGGAAGAGCAGGACCCCUAUUACCGUGGUUACCCCCCUCAGUACUACCCCCAACAGCCAUCCCAGCUGGCACGUGGUUACCGCUCAAACCCCACCGACUCUGAGGACACGGAGCUGAGGUCACCGGGCGUCGCCAGGAGGUUUCCACGUGACGCCGUCAUCGUCAUGGAGGAGAGUGAGGAGGGAGGACUUUAGAAGAAGGAUGGACUCACCUAAAGUGCUUGAGCCCUGCACGCCACAACACACACACACACUGAUACUCACACAUGGAAACAAAUACACAGACUGACAUGCAUACACACACACACACACACACACACACACACACAUUGUCCCCUAUCUGAAACUGUGGUGAGAACCCCCCUGCCCCUUUCUCGUGUAUCCAGUGGUUUUCUCCACCAGAUGAAACAAUGUAAAUAGCCCUGUGGACUCUUGUACGAUAUCUCUGUAAAAGGGGGGUCCGAAAAGUGCCUGAUCUAUGUUAGCAUCGUCCAAGUGGUAAUGUAAAGGUAAGACCUGUUUCUUCACCAUCUCACAGCUGAUUUCAGGACUAAACCCUUCUUUUUCGUGUGAAGCUGCAUGUCUCCUUUGAGCCAACCAUUUCAGUGUGUAACUGGACACGUGCAUCUUGUUUUGGUUGUGUGUAACUUGCUAGAUUAUUUUACAGUUCAAAUCGAGGACGAUGAGCCGGCAACAUUUGUACAGGCUGCUUUUUAUAAUGAUGAAUUCUGAUUCCCCUCCGUCUCCAUGCUGUCUUUAUUUCAGUGUGUAAAGGAAUAUUGAAAUGUUUUUUUUUUGUUUUUUUUAAGUGACAGUAUUGUGUUGAGUUUGCUUCUUUUUUACUAUUAUUGGAGUUAAUCCACUAAAUUGGAUGUUGAAGCAAAUUUGUUAAUUUUACCUAAACACUGUGGAAGAUACUUUUUAAAAUGAUUGUUUUUAUUUAGAGAAAAUCUGGCUGCCGUUACAUUUUGUCCUGCGAUAUUUCAUUCAGUUGGACCAGGUCUGUUCUGAGUUUUAAUACUCAGACUUCUGGUGAAUCAAGAAGAAAAAUCUGUGUUGUUUGUGUCUUGUGUUUCUGCCCCCAGUUUGUUCGUUUAUUGUUCUUAUGCAAAGUCGGGCCUGCUCACUGUGGAAGCUGUUUGCUCACUGGUUAAUCUCUGACCUCUCGCUGGAAUAAGACCUGGAUCCAGUUAUUAGUCCAAACUGUCAGAUGUCUCUCAGUGGAACCAGUGAGGACUGAACCACAGGCGUGAACUCUCCCCCUCCUGCACUGCAGUCUGAAAAAACAAGCACUAAAGAAACUACAAGUUAAGCUGUGAGCUGGCCCUGGUUUAUUUGAGAUUUAAACUUGAACGGUCUUAAUAAGGAAUGUGUCUCACCACCACACCCCUUAGUACAAUAUGAACUUAUUUAUUUUAUAUUUUGUUUGCUUUUAUAACCAAUAAAUCUGUUAUGAGACUAUAAA
Molecule: messenger RNA, 7205 nt
Organism: Larimichthys crocea (large yellow croaker)
Lineage: Eukaryota; Metazoa; Chordata; Actinopteri; Sciaenidae
Gene: col14a1a
Product: collagen, type XIV, alpha 1a
Exons: 48
Coding region: 308-5935 (1875 amino acids)
Cellular component (GO): interstitial matrix
Molecular function (GO): protein binding
Source: RefSeq, a predicted model, not a curated record